Molecule: messenger RNA, 1278 nt
Organism: Mya arenaria
Lineage: Eukaryota; Metazoa; Mollusca; Bivalvia; Myida; Myidae
Product: heat shock 70 kDa protein 12A-like
Exons: 2
Coding region: 1-1278 (425 amino acids)
Source: RefSeq, a predicted model, not a curated record
AUGGGUAAAAGUCAAAGCCGGUUGGAUACACCCGUGAUUGUUUCUAUAGACUUUGGAACGACAUUUACCGGGUAUGCUUUUACAUUUUCAUCUAAACCGGCAUCUAUCUAUACGAAUCUUGGCGAUGUUCGUGAACCAACGUGUAUUUUGUUGGAUUCUGAACAAAAUUUCGUGGCGUUUGGGAAACAAGCCGUUGAAAUGUACAACGACCUCUCACCAGACGUAAAGACUGACUAUUAUUUCUUCAACAAUUUCAAAAUGGCUCUGUACGAACCAACCAUUGGGAGGGGGACACACAGGGGGUCAAAGGUGGAUGAAGAAUUCAAAGAAUUUCUUAUCACUCUGUUUGGGUCCAAAGUUCUGAAAGAAUAUCAAGAGAAGCAUACAGAGGAGUUCUUUGAUUUGUUUCGAAAGUUUGAUGUGAAAAAGAAGUCGUUUAGCACAGACACUCGGGAAGUGACUAUCCCAUUUGACUAUGAUCUUGUCACUUUGAUUAAGAAAGUGACCGGAAAACAAGUACACGAGGCCAUUGCAUUGUACCUCGGCUCAGUCAAAUUCCAAGAACAUGGGAGAAAACUUGUGCUCGACCAACACACGAUGGCGGGAUUUUUUGAGCCCACAAUAAAUGUUGUUAUCGGCAAAGUACGACAUAUUUUGGAUGUUUGUAAGGAAGAUUUGAUUUCUACGCUCAUGCUUGCAGGGGGCUUUUCAGAGUCGCCUUAUCUAAGAGAAAAGCUUGUGAGUGCAUUUCCGAAAUUGCAAAUAAUAGUUCCGGAUGAGCCAUCGCUAGCGGUGGUGAAAGGAGCACUGCUUAUGGGAUUGGAACCUAAGAAUGUCAUCCAACGAAGAGCACAGUAUUCAUACGGAUUUGACGUUUCCGAGACAUUUGAUCCAGACAUUCACCCGGACUCUCUGAAAGCUGAGCGAGACGGUGAGGCUUAUUGUAAACACAUAUCCGACAAGCAAAUAACAAAAGGUCAGAUCCUAACCCACCAACAAGUGUUUGUCAGGAAAACAACAGAUGUCUUAAAAAUGACAGAAUCGAAACAGAUGAAAUUGUCCGCAGCCGUGUUCAGAUCUGACUUGGAAACCCCUAGAUACUGCACAGAGGACGGUUGCGAGCUAGUAGGGGUAGUUACUAUGACCCCACCACCAGAGGGGUGGCCAGACGUGCCCAACGUAGAGCAUCAGCUAAUUGUAGGGGAAACAGAACUUAAAAUUCGAGUGGUCGAUAGGACGACUGGAAGCGAGUACGAGUCAACCAUGGAUUUCUUGUAA